AUGGCUACUGACACAUUUAAUAUUGGAGCACCUACUUUCUCCUCAAAAGAUGUUCAUAACGUCAGGCAUUCCCGCCCUGGAUUGUCAUCCAAAAACAGCGCACCAGCCAGUGUUCGAUCCAAUGUGACAGGUGGUCAGGAUCGACAUGAUGUGAUGGUCAAGUACCUCUAUCGGAAAUGCUACGAGUCCAAAUGGCUGGAACCUACAGAGGAUGACUUCGGCCUUAGCGAUGGUGGAGCAUCGAACUUAGGAGUAUUGCUGAGACGCCCUGAUGGAGUCUAUACUGCCGACCCCAUGUUCCUCAACACGGAGCUCGUCAAGUCAGUAGAGAAGCUUGGUGUUCCAGUCGCAUUCACCAUGUCAUCUGACAUCGUUCAAACCCUUCUCUCUACCGUGACGCCCUUCCAGACCGAGCUUUGUCUGGAUCCCCGUGGUUUUGUGCUCCCGAUUGUCAAUUCCGUGAAGGAGCUCGCGACGCAGAAAUCUAGUGUUACUAAGGAAGCCUACAUAUGCCUUUGCCGACGUGAGAAAUACGUCCUUGUUUGGAGCGAUACCGUGCAAGGCGUCCUCGCGCACGGUGCGGAUGUAGAAACGCGCCUUCUCGGACUGGUUUGGGGCUCUCCAAUCACAACUCCACCAACAAAUGGCAGCCUCAACCUUGUUCGUGCGUCUAUGAUGCCAGGCGCAUCUCCAGGCUGGGCCACUCCCAGUGAUCCCGUGGUAAACGAAAAGGUUACCGUCAUACAAGCGGCCAUUGAGCAAGAAGAACUUGGCGAUAAAGCUUACGACCCGGAGAAAGACCAAGGGGUCCCCAAAAGGCCAUUUCUGCUCACUCAUGCCAUGGUCAUUGGCCUUGCCAUGGUUCUUGUCGUUGUUGUGGAAAUGGCUUGUGUUGCGAAACUGCUCCAGGAAGUACGUUUAGAUGGACAGAUGAUCCGGUUUGCGCUCGUCGCCACGAUUCCUCUAUUCGCUUCCUUCUCCUUGUUCUUUAUGAUUGUCAUCACCGGAUCUCUUUUUCAGCUAGUUGGCCCACUCUCAUCCAUUGGCCAGAAUAGUCUUUAUUACUCCGGCAAGGCACCAAAGGUGGGACGCUACGCAGAUCUCGAACUUCCUCACAUCACCAUUCAAAUGCCCGUCUACAAAGAAGGUCUCAAAGGCGUCAUCAUGCCAACUGUGGAGACACUUCUUGCGGCUGUCAAACACUACGAGGAACAAGGCGGCACGGCAUCGAUCUUCGUCAAUGAUGAUGGAAUGCAAUUGGUAAAACCUGAGCUCCAAGAAGCUCGGAAAGCCUUCUACGAAAUCAACAAUAUCGGUUACUGCUCUCGCCCUCCUCAUUGCACCCAAGAAGGUGACAAAUACUUCCUCCGCAAAGGUCAAUUCAAAAAGGCAUCGAACAUGAACUAUUGCCUGGACUUCUCCCUUCGAGUUGAAGAUGAGUGGUUGAAGUUGAUGGACGAAACGUGCCGCGAACGUGAUUGCACUCAUGAAGACAUCUCGAUCGAAGACGAACAGGAAAUGUAUGAUCAAGCUCGAAACCGAAUGAUCGAGCAAGACGGCGGCAGGACAUGGGCUGCCGGUAACUGCAGAGUUGGUGAAUACAUCUUGAUCAUUGACUCCGACACCCGCGUUCCUGAAGACUGCUUGCUACUUGGGGCACUCGAAAUGCAUGAAAGCCCAGAAGUCGCUCUCCUCCAACAUGCGUCAGGUAUCCUUCAGGUUGUCAACAACGUCUUCGAGAACGGUAUCACUUAUUUCACUAAUCUCAUCUACACAUCUAUCCAAUUUGCUGUUGGCAGUGGAGACUGUGCACCGUUCGUGGGUCACAACACAUUCAUUCGCUGGAAAGCCAUCCAAAGUAUCUCGUGGGAAGAAGAUGGAAUGACCAAAUUCUGGUCAGACAGUCAUGUCUCCGAGGACUUUGACGUCAGUCUACGAUUACAAAUGAACCACUUCGUCGUUCGCCUUGCUACCUACCACAACGGUGGCUUUAAGGAAGGCGUGUCAUUGACUGUCUACGAUGAACUUGCUCGGUGGGAGAAAUAUGCCUACGGCUGCAAUGAACUCGUUUUUCAUCCAUUGAUCAAAUGGCCUACCAGGGGACCCAUCACACCGCUGUUCCGAAAGUUCUUGUGGAGCAACAUCAAAAUCACAUCGAAAGUCACCAUCAUGGCAUACAUCGGCACUUAUUACGCCAUCGCGUCCGCUAUCCCUUUGACAUUGGCAAACUAUCUGAUUGUUGGUCUCUUCGGAGAUAACGUGGAUCAGUUCUACAUCACUUCCUGGAGGAUCUUUGUCGGCAUGGCCUUCGUCUUUAAUAUCCUUUCGCCUCUCGCCUAUGCUAUGCUGAGACAUCGCCUUGGUCAAAAGACAUUUUUCAAGGCUGUCCUUGAGACCAUCAAAUGGACACCCAUGUUCUUGCUCUUCUUUGGCGGCAUCUCCUUCCAUCUCCUCAAGGCUCUCCUCUGUCAUUUCUUCAGCAUCAAGAUGGAAUGGACCACAACCGCAAAGGAAAUUGAAGCGUCUGGCUUCAGAAUCGGCCUUGAUAGAAUUGUCCGAGACUUCAAAUGGAUGUACCUCAUCAUUGUUCCCAUGGCCGGUGGAAUGGUUUAUCUAGCAGUCUACGCACCGAGAGGUUGGCAGAUCAAAGAUUUCGCAGCCAUCGUUCCUAUCGCCAACCAGAUUGGUUGUCAUGCACUUUUGCCGUUUGCGCUUGGUCUAUUCUAG
Molecule: messenger RNA, 2727 nt
Organism: Endocarpon pusillum Z07020
Lineage: Eukaryota; Fungi; Ascomycota; Eurotiomycetes; Verrucariales; Verrucariaceae
Exons: 4
Coding region: 1-2727 (908 amino acids)
Source: RefSeq, a predicted model, not a curated record